CGUCCAUCUUCAACCCCCGAUGAACAAUGCCCGCGCGGAAAAAGUGCAUUUGCGCCAGUGUCAGUGCCAGGUAGCCCGCACAGUCUAAACCCCCAAUCCAACUGCCGCCAAGGUUGUUUUUCCCCCUAGGCAACACCUGGUUCGUUGGGUCAUAACAAUGUGAUCAGCGGCGAAGCGGUCUGCCCAAUUUUUCUUUUUUAGUUCUUUUAAAACCCGAGGUACCUACCUCUCCCCACCCUUCGGAUCCCGUCAAAAGGACCAUGACCUCCCGUUUGGGCGCCGUUGCCGGUGCUUCGUCCUCAUCGUCCUCAACCGCACCAUCUCCCUCAUCAGCAUCUCAGCGGCAGGGCCAAACGUUGCCUAACCUGCUGACGAUCAACCAACAAGACUCAUUGUCGUCCAACACCUCGUCCGCAAUCGCCACACCCUCGCGGUCCUCGAGCACCCCGUCGCCCGCAAACACAACCUCCUUUGCCGCGCCCUCAGGUUCGGACCGCGUGCGACGCAUCGAGGAGUUCGAGAUGGAUUCAAUGGCCGCCCCGCAGGGGCAUCGGCGGCGGAGGAGUACGCACACCAGCCCGGCUACUCGGAGUCGGGGUCCUGAAGAUCGGAAGCCGCAUGGGACCGCGGACGACAGGGAUAACGAGGUUCAGGGCGGAAGACGGCUGGAAACAGACGACGACGACAGUGGCCUCUCGGACGAGGACCUACACGAUGAUGAAGAGGCCGGAUUGACCAGGAAACACAGGGACCGUAAGCGGGAUAAGAGGAGAAGGAACACUCAGUUCGACCAGAGGAUAGUCCGGGGUGGUACCAUAUCCGAAGAGGAGAAGCGUGAGGCGGAUAAAAACGUCAUGCGUAAUCUCGUGAUCAACGGAGUGCUCAUUGGACUAUGGUACCUGUUCUCGCUGGGUAUUUCAAUUUACAAUAAGUGGAUGUUCGAUUCUAAAGAACUGGAUUUCCGCUUCCCCAUGUUUACAACAUCGAUUCACAUGGUGAUCCAGUUCGCACUAUCGAGCUUGGUUUUAUACUUUUUCCCUUCAUUAAGGCCACGCAACGGAUAUAAAUCCGACAUGGGCCAAUCGAGACAUGAAUCUGAGCCUGAAAGACCCAUCAUGACUAAAUGGUUCUACUUGACGCGGAUCGGGCCUUGCGGGGCGGCCACAGGGUUGGAUAUUGGAUUGGGAAAUACCAGUUUACGAUUCAUCACCUUGACAUUUUAUACAAUGUGUAAAUCCUCAUCUCUGGCAUUCGUGCUCAUGUUUGCCUUCCUUUUCCGCCUCGAGGCUCCUACAUGGCGCCUUGUGGCCAUCAUCGCUACCAUGACGGCCGGUGUCGUCAUGAUGGUUGCCGGCGAGGUCGAGUUCAAACUGGGAGGAUUCUUCUUGGUCAUCUCGGCAGCCUUCUUCUCGGGGUUCCGCUGGGCCCUCACGCAGAUCCUGCUUCUCCGCAACCCGGCAACGUCGAACCCCUUCUCGAGCAUCUUCUUUCUCGCGCCCAUCAUGUUCCUGACGCUCUUCACCAUCGCCGUAUUCGUUGAGGGCCUCGGGGAGCUGGUUGAGGGCUUCAAGGCGCUCGCGGCCGCUAAAGGAGCCCUGGCGGCGCCUGCCAUCGUUAUUUUCCCUGGAGCCAUUGCUUUCGCCAUGACCGUGUCCGAGUUCGCUCUGCUGCAGCGGACUUCGGUAGUGACGCUUUCCAUCGCGGGCAUCUUCAAGGAAGUGGUAACCAUUUCGGCGGCAUCCAUAGUGUUUGGGGACACGCUUACCAUAAUCAACAUAUCCGGACUGGUGGUCACUAUCGGGGCGAUCGGGGCCUACAACUACAUCAAGAUCACAAGGAUGAGGGAGGAUGCGCGCGCGACGGUGCAUGGGGACCACCGCGCAGGCGGUGAGGGGGCAGGGGUCAACAGCACCAGCGCGAGUGAAGACGAGGACGAGGAUGCCACCCUGCUGAUGCCAGGGAGGAGUGAGGAUGGCAAGGGAGGAAGGACACUGUUUGAUGCGGAACAGGAAACGAAAACGAACUUUGCAUUGGGGUCAGGAGGAGUUGGGAGAAGUGCAGAACAUUAGCGAUUUUUUAUUAUCUUUUAUGUCGGGGGCUACUUGCCGGUGAAGCUGCAUAUAAGAACGACAGGAUUUGCAUCAAGGCAUCACUCUACAUUACAUACACAUUCAUAUAUGAUUCAGUCAUCUUUUCUGGCCGAACUUGAUGUUGUGAGUGUGUCUUUGUAGCUAGAACUAGUUCUAGUGUCGUAUAUUGGACCCCAAUGAUUGGUCUGGCCAAGACGCCCCUGAGGCCAGAACUUGAUAUUCUUGA
Messenger RNA from Pyricularia oryzae 70-15, 2316 nucleotides. RefSeq names its product nucleotide-sugar transporter. Gene Ontology annotation, molecular function: antiporter activity. Gene Ontology annotation, biological process: UDP-glucose transmembrane transport. The record is from RefSeq and is a predicted model, not a curated record. Bases 261 to 2069 code for a protein of 602 amino acids. Gene Ontology annotation, cellular component: Golgi apparatus; cis-Golgi network; endoplasmic reticulum-Golgi intermediate compartment. The transcript is spliced from 3 exons. NCBI's taxonomy places the organism in Eukaryota, Fungi, Ascomycota, Sordariomycetes, Magnaporthales, Pyriculariaceae.